AAGUGGGCAGUUGGUGGGGACAGAAUCUGAGCUAGGAGGUCAGAAGAACAGAAGAUACAGGACUAUGUCAUCGAUCCGGUGUUGGGCUCCUUUGGAGAUUUCUUCCAACCCUAAUUCUGCUUGAUGAGUCCACACCUCCAUCCCUGAUCAUCCAGAGGAGAUGGCUGCAGCAACAUUGGCUGGACUGAUUCCUACAUUUAUCUCUGUGACUGGUGAUGGAAAUGGCUAUUAUAGUGGACGACUGUUGUGGUUUGGAUUUCUUGGGGUGUAUGGGGUAGUGAUAUAUGUGGUUCAAAUGUCCUGGGAUUCAAUCGACCAUGACUUCUGGUGUCAAGGCAAUGUCACUUUUCUUUGCCAGACAGAGUGCUUUGAGAAACAUUUCAAUAUGGCCAUUGUGGGCCUCUGGUAUUUCUUCUUCUUCAUUUUCCUGGCAGCCUUUUUCCUCAUGGAGUUCUUCAUUGUUCACAUUAUCUCUGGGCACAUCAAAAUGAAGGUGAUGGAGUCCAUCAGUGAAGUAGAGGAGGGCUCUAUGGUGGGAAUACAGGAGAACAACCAAAGCCCAAAGAAAAACACACAGAAUAUUGGACAGCAAAAGAUGCUCCUGGGUUUAUACCUCUUCUAUUUCUUCCUACAACUCACUUUCCAGACAACAUUUCUGUGCAUCCUUAUAUUUCGUCACCUGCCCCUGGUGAAUGGUGAUGCCAUUUUCUGUUAUACAGACACAUGUCCUGACCCCAAAAUAUGCUUGGUGAAGGGAACCGUGGAAAAGCGUAUGUCCAUUUACACCCUGAUCACUAUGUCCACUAUGAUCAUCAUCUUCUGUAUAGUAUUCUUUAUUUACAGUGUCUAUUACUACAAGCAAAUAGUGGUUAUGAACAGCCAUUCACAUAGAACUUGGAUAGACUGAGGUUUGGGGAUGGGUAGUACCCUCUCAACCUCACUCCAUUUAUACCAAUGAGUUCUGGUUUCCAAAAACACUGUGUUGGUUACAAACCCUCCUCCUAUCAGUAGUGGUUACCUCCUUAAAAAAAAAAAUAAAAGAUCCUUAUUGUCUUCAA
Monodelphis domestica (gray short-tailed opossum) is the source of this 1058-nucleotide messenger RNA. The record is from RefSeq and is a predicted model, not a curated record. NCBI's taxonomy places the organism in Eukaryota, Metazoa, Chordata, Mammalia, Didelphimorphia, Didelphidae.